UGUGAGCGUGAUGGACUUCACAGCAGAUGAGCAGCUGGAGGAGUUGUGUCCGGUAUGUGGAGAUAAGGUGUCCGGAUAUCAUUACGGCCUUCUUACCUGCGAAAGCUGUAAGGGUUUUUUCAAGAGGACAGUUCAAAAUAACAAGAGAUACACAUGCACACAGAACCAGGACUGUGGCAUUGACAAAACCCAGAGGAAGAGAUGCCCCUUCUGUCGCUUCCAGAAGUGCCUCAGCGUCGGCAUGAGACUCGAGGCUGUCCGUGCAGAUCGAAUGAGAGGGGGAAGGAACAAGUUUGGUCCCAUGUACAAGCGGGACCGUGCCCUGAAACAGCAGAAGAGAGCUUUAAUCAGAGCCAGCUGCUUUAAAAUAGAGGCCAACCCAUCCCUCCUGUCCAGCACCCAGAUUGAGUACCCGCAUCCCGGAUCACUCUCAGGUCUCCAUCCCCCUUCUCUGUCCUCUCCGGAGUACGACUGCCCCCCUCUCUGCCCCCCGGCCCUGGGUGUUGCGCUGCAGAGCUAUGGCUCAUUCCCGGCUCAGUACCAAUACACUGCUCCCUCUUUACAGAGCAGAUCGAUUAAAGCUGAAUACCCAGACGCGUACUCCAGUUCACCUGACUCCUCUUUAGGGUACCCGUACCCUGACGGCUGCAUGCCUGCGUCCCCACACACCAGCCCCAUGAACCCUGGCUUGCCCCCGCUGGUGCUAGAGCUGGCCAGCUGUGAUCCAGAUGAGGAGCAGUUGAGAGGGAAGAUCUGUGCAUACCUUCACCAGGAGCAAAACGGGAAGGGGAAACUGGAGAAACCGCGGCCGUUCAGCCUGUUGUGUGUCAUGGCGGAUCAGACAUUAUUCUCAAUAGUCGAGUGGGCAAGAAGCUGUGUCUUCUUCAAGGAACUAAAGGUAGGAGAUCAGAUGCGACUGCUGCAUAACUGCUGGAGUGAGCUGCUGCUUCUUGAUCAUAUCUGCAGACAGGUGCAUCAUGGGAGAGACAACAGUCUGCUACUCAUUACAGGACAGGAGGUGAGUAUUUCCAGCCAUCAUAGCACAAUAAUAUCACUACGUAAAAGCUUCAUUGUUCGUAGAAAAGCAGAACAUGUUAGCAGAAAGAGUGUGGACAGAAGAGAGAUGGCCUGUCUGAAGUUCCUCAUCCUCUUCAACCCCAAUGUGAAGCUCCUGGAGAACCAGCAGUUUGUGGAGAGCGUUCAGGAGCAGGUGAACAGCGCUCUGCUCGAGUACACGCUCUACUCUUACCCUCAGUGUCUGGACCGCUUCAGUCAGCUCAUACUGCGGCUGCCUGAGGUCCGAUCGCUCAGCGCGCAGGCCGAGGACUUCCUGUGCUACAAGCACCUGUGCGGAGAAGUGCCGUGCAACAAUCUGCUCAUAGAAAUGCUUCACGCCAAGAGGUCUACCGCCGUGUGAAAGUGACACUGCUUUGAGAGUUUCAGCCACAUGCGCAAAAUGAAUGGUGAACAGUUUUCAGGCAAUUCUUUCUUACCUUACGUGAUGAAUGUACAGAAUUUUCUCAUUUGUAUUCUUUUAAAAUCAUUUAAGCAUGACAAUCAUUGGUGGACGUGGAGGUGUUUUUUUCUUCAUGCUGUUAUUCU
Molecule: messenger RNA, 1602 nt
Organism: Sinocyclocheilus anshuiensis
Lineage: Eukaryota; Metazoa; Chordata; Actinopteri; Cypriniformes; Cyprinidae
Product: steroidogenic factor 1-like
Exons: 6
Coding region: 11-1417 (468 amino acids)
Biological process (GO): tissue development; regulation of transcription by RNA polymerase II; hormone-mediated signaling pathway
Cellular component (GO): RNA polymerase II transcription regulator complex
Molecular function (GO): nuclear receptor activity; zinc ion binding; RNA polymerase II cis-regulatory region sequence-specific DNA binding
Source: RefSeq, a predicted model, not a curated record